CUGCGUACCUUUGGUAGAAAAUAAAAAAAUCAAACCAAAAAUGUCCGUUGUAGAAUUAUUAAGUUUUGAUAAUGUAGUCUUCAAAAGCUAUGUCUUCUGGGGUACUGUAAUGGUUACAAAAAUGUUGCUGAUGGGACCAUUGACUGCCAUCCAACGUUUCAAGACCAAGACUUUUGCCAACCCCGAAGAUUUGUUAACCAAAAAGGACAAGAUCAAAUUUGAUGAUCCUAAUGUUGAACGUGUACGCAGAGCCCAUCGCAAUGAUAUGGAAAAUAUUAUACCCUUCUUGGCCAUUGGUUAUUAUUAUGUCUUGACCAAUCCAUCUGCCGCUUUGGCCAUUAAUCUUUUCCGUGCCAUUGGUCUUGCUCGUAUUGUCCACACUUUGGUUUAUGCUGUCGUUGUUGUACCACAACCUGCCCGUGCUAUUUCAUUUUUUGUUGGAUUGGCCGCAACUGCCUUCAUGGCGGCACGCGUUAUAAUGUUUUCUCUUUAAUAGUUAAUUGUUAUUAUAAUUCGUAGAAAUAAUAAAUAAAAAAUUAAAUAACAAGGAAA
Molecule: messenger RNA, 552 nt
Organism: Calliphora vicina (urban bluebottle blowfly)
Lineage: Eukaryota; Metazoa; Arthropoda; Insecta; Diptera; Calliphoridae
Product: microsomal glutathione S-transferase 1-like
Exons: 3
Coding region: 41-493 (150 amino acids)
Cellular component (GO): membrane
Source: RefSeq, a predicted model, not a curated record